UUGAUCCUCCAAGGAGUGAGAGACAAAUGAGGGAGCCGACUACUUUACUCCUUAUAAUAGCCAGUGAUAAUAUCUCCCUCCAGAAGUUGUUUGGGGUGUUGGUUUUUUUUGUUUUGUUUUGUUUUUCUUCUGCUGAUUCUGGGAGCCGGUUGGGACAAAUCUCUCUGUUUUUGGCGGAGUAUCUUUAUCACUCAUGAGAGGAAAUGUUCAGGAUUAACGAACUGCAUUUUGCAAAGACUUUUGACAGACCUGCAUGGUAGAGGAAGUUUGACGGCAUUUUCGGGCCAGGCAGCUUUACUUGCAGGAGGCCUGCAGCACUCCAGCUACACUUUACUUAAUUAUUUUUACUAUGCGACGUGAUUAACAGAAGGUAGAAGCUUUAUUCUGAACUGCAAACCAAUAAAAAUACUGUGAGACUGUUGUAAUAUUUGCAGGUCUAAUUCUGCACUAAGUUAGCAACAGGUAAGACCACCAAAGCCUGGGUAUUUUAGGCAGUAGUCACAGAAUAAGUAAUUUAUAAGCCAUCUGACUGAAUAAUCCAAGUUUUACAUAUAAAUUCCCUCUUUAUACAGAAAAGCAACUGUAUUUGAAUAAACAGAUGCUACUUGCAUACAUAUAUUUCUAGAGGUAACUUUGAGGGAAAAUUUAUAUUUUUGCUUUUAAAAAAUGUAAAAAAAGGAGGGGAAAAAAACCACUAUUGCUUCUGGACGAGAAUUACCACAAUGAGGCCCUUAAAAAUACACGUGUUUUUUCUCUCCUUUAGUGGGAAUUGGAGUAGGGGGUCAGUUGAUAAAUUGAACAAAGUUGUUUUCCCCGCUUCGUGUGUAGGCAGCUCACACUUGUCACCUUCGUAAUACUCGCAAACAAGCGUGGAUGGGGGAAUCAGUACAGGAAAAUACAAUUGCAAAGCAAAAAGCCACCGAAACUGAGAGGAGAGCCAGAUGCCGAGGUCUGGCUUCGUUCAGCUGCAGAUUCACUGCUGUGGAACCGGCUCCGUUUGACGGCGGCGGCCCCGGCUCAGGCCCCGGCUGCCCGCGGCAGGUUCCCCCCGCAGGGCAGUGCUGCAGGAGCUGUAACCAGCACAGGUUCCCUCCCUAACGCACCUCCCCGAGCUGCCUCACGCCUGUUUACAUUCAAAAUCACUUUCCCGGGGCGUCCAGGCAGAAAACAGACGUGCAGAUUGCCCCUGCGAGCGAUGGGUUACGUGUGCUUAUCAGGGAGCCAUGACAUUGCUGCUUACCUCUCGGAGGGUUCUCUUGGCAGAAUUCAGUCCUCCGAGGGUCCCUGAAACCUAAAGCAAUCCAGCCAUUAAAGCACUUUAAGACACUCAACAAUGUUAGGCAGAUUGGCGGUGACAUCCCCGUCCUGUACCAUCCUCACUUCUUCGCCCUGCGAAGGAAAAGCGAACUCCUCGCGUCUUCUCGGUGCCCGGGCGCGGCUCCCCUUCAAAAUGGCACUUUCAAAUCAAUCAAGGACACCAGAAACGCGGGAAGCAGGGAGCGCUGCCGUGGACGGUCGCCUUCCACCGUUAAGACAACUUGACAUUGACCCUUCAUCCUUGACCUUGUCCUCAGCACGAGAGCGGAGCCCGCGCCGCUGCCGGGGCGGCCCCGAGCGCGGAGCCGCUGCCCGCGGGGCGCCGAGCGAGGGCGAGGGGGGCCGGGAGCGGCACCGGAGCGGGCUCCUCUCCCCCCGCGGGCAGGUGGAGCCCGCCGGGGAGCAGCUCCGGGCAGCGCCGUGGCAGAGGCCGCUCUCCCCGCCUGCCGAGCUCCCCCGAUCCCGCUCCUCCCGCCGGGGUGCGGCGGCUCCCGCUGCUACAACCUCCUUUUCCUUUCAUUUCCCCCCGCCCUAGGCCUCAGCGGCGCUGCUCCGAGGAGCAGCGGGGCCGCGCUGGCUGCGGCGGGGCAGUGCCGUGCCCGGGCUGCGCGGCGAGGGGACGGCACCGGGCGCCGCGGAGCCGCGGCGGGGCCGGGCCAGGGGCGGGCGGGAGCCGCUGCAGGCCUUCCUGCCCGAACUCCGCCGCGCCUCCUUAAAUCUCUGCCGUUAAAAUGUGGGCGGGUGUUUCAACUCAAAAAGCGCUCAAAUUUUUUUUCUUUUCAAAAAAAGCUGAUGAGGUUAAAAAAAAAAAAAAAAAGAAGGGGGGGAAAAAAAAAAAGGAGAGAGAAACCGGCUUCGUGUCCUUAGGAAACAGAAGUAGCGAUUGUUUGUGCUUAAAAAAGGGGGAGCGCAAAGCCGCGGGCGGAGGCGGCGGCCGCGGACCGGCAAGUGCAGCUUUAUUUCGCGAAGUUGGAAGAGGAGGCGAGCGGGGCUGUCAGUGCGGCUGCGAGCGCGGCCGGGCCGGGGCAGCGGCGGCACCAGCGCAGCCCCUGCCCCCGCCAGGAGCUCGCCCCGCGCCCCGGGAGGAGCGGCCGGACCGGGGAGCGCCCGGCGGAGCGCGGACUGCGGGAUCCCGGCGGAGGGACGGCGGCGGAGACGGCUCCGUGCAGCGGCCGCUCCACGCCCUGAGCGCGGGCGGCGGUUCGCGGCAGCCCCCCCGCGCCGCCCGCCGCCCUCCUGGAUGCUCCGGAGCGGCCGCCGCCGGGGGCGGCCGCCGGCCGGGAUCGCGCCCGCCCGCUGCGCGGAGGCUGCGCGGGGCCGCGGGAGUGAAGCUGCUGCUGCUGCUGCUGCUGCUGCGGGGAGCGAGAGCACCGAGGGAGCGAGCGGGGCGCCGGGACAGCCGCCGCCGCCGCGCCCGGCCCUCCGCGGGCGCGGCUCGUCCUUCCCUUCCCUGCUGGGCCCGGACUAAGGCGACGGAGUGGGAUGAAGGGGGCAUCCCGAGCGGGAGUUGGAUGCACAGUGCUACAGGAGCCCUUUCCUCGGAGCUGCUGCUGCUGCUAAGUUUCAGAAACCGACUGUGAACAGGGUGAUGAAACUCGGGAACCCCGAAAUCGCCCGGCGGCUGCUCAGCAACGGGGCGAACCCCAACCUGAGAGACAGCACCGGCUUCGCCGUCAUCCACGACGUGGCCAGGGAGGGCUUUCUGGACACUUUGCAGACUCUGC
Molecule: messenger RNA, 3041 nt
Organism: Prinia subflava (tawny-flanked prinia)
Lineage: Eukaryota; Metazoa; Chordata; Aves; Passeriformes; Cisticolidae
Gene: CDKN2C
Product: cyclin dependent kinase inhibitor 2C
Exons: 2
Coding region: 2049-2897 (282 amino acids)
Biological process (GO): regulation of cyclin-dependent protein serine/threonine kinase activity; negative regulation of cell population proliferation; regulation of G1/S transition of mitotic cell cycle
Cellular component (GO): cytoplasm; nucleus
Molecular function (GO): protein kinase binding; cyclin-dependent protein serine/threonine kinase inhibitor activity
Source: RefSeq, a predicted model, not a curated record